Messenger RNA from Cyclocybe aegerita, 321 nucleotides. NCBI's taxonomy places the organism in Eukaryota, Fungi, Basidiomycota, Agaricomycetes, Agaricales, Hemipholiotaceae. The record is from the annotation of a GenBank genome assembly.
AUGCAUCUCUUGAACAUGAAGAACAUGGCCGUCGCCGCGCUGAGCAUCUACACCAUCCCUAACAUGCCCUCCGCCUUUGCCACCCCGACCGAUCAAGGACUCUCCCCCGCCGAGAACGUCGCACGCGAGUACAUUAUGACUACUGCGAAAUAUCAACUAUCCACUGGGGAAACUCCAUCCACGACUGCUGUCGUCAAUUCCGCCUCUGCCAGCCCCAGCGCCUCCUCCAUAGCGUCGACCAGCCGCGCGUUGAACUUGCACGCGUCGGCCUGGUCGGUUGGGCUGGUGGCUGCUGGUGGCACGGUUGCGGUACUCCUGUGA